UUAUAAAGCUUGUGUCUAGCCUCUCUUCCUGUUUGCUGUAGAACUUAGUUGCUGGGUCUGCAUUUCUUUUCCACAGACAAGUAUCUUCCUUAGCUAAUUGAGCCUCCUUCUCUGGUGAUUAUGAUUUGGUGGAAGAAGACCUCAGGCAUAAAGUCCCAAUCCUACCCUGAUUCAGAAAGAUCCUUUUAGAAGAACUCUCGGACCUUGUUUAGGGGCUUUAUGAGAACUCAUGUUUCAUCUGCCACAUGCCUAAAAGAGUCUAUUCUUCAUCCUUCCUUCAAGUUACAUGGGACAGCCUUCUGUUUCUUCCCUGUUAUGAUUGGUAUUUGAUUUUUGUUGCAGGCACAUAGGAGCAAGAUGUCAUGCAGAAGUCCAACCCUUGCCUGGUUGAUGCUGGUGGUGGUCCUGGCAUUAUUGGACAGCAGAUGUCAGGCUCAGCGGGACUGCCAAGUGAGCAGCUUCAGGGUUCAGGAAAACUUUGAUAAAUAUCGAUACGCUGGCACCUGGUAUGCCAUAGCCAAGAAAGACCCUGAAGGAUUGUUUCUUCAGGAUAACGUGGUGGCCCACUUUACUGUGGAUGAGAAUGAGAAGAUGAUUGCCACUGCCAGAGGCCAAGUAGUGCUCUUCGGUAACUGGGUCAUAUGUGCUGAUAUGAUUGGCUCCUUCACCGAGACAGAGGAUCCUGCCAAGUUCAAAAUGAAAUAUUGGGGUGUGGCCUCCUAUCUUCAGAAAGGAAAUGAUGAUCACUGGGUUGUGGCCACAGAUUAUGAUACAUAUGCUCUACACUACUCCUGCCGUAAUGUUACUGAAGAUGGGACUUGUGGUGAUAGCUACUCUUUUUUGUUUUCCCGGAAUCCGUAUGGACUACCACCUGAAGCACAAAGAAUUGUCAGGCAAAAGCAGGUGGAACUCUGCCUAGAGAAACAAUACAGGCUUAUUGUACAUGAUGGAUUCUGCCCAUAAGAACAAUGCACUUCAAGGAAAGUGGGGAAGCACAUUCUCUAUAGUUAUAAAGUUUUAAAAUGUACUGUUUUGAGGGAAGUCCUUCAAAUGGAUUCAUUUGGAUUUCAAGUAUAUUUAUCUGAAUUACGUCUUUUAUCCUUCCACCAGUCAAUAAACUGAAAUCAGUGUAAUAGCACAAUGAUUGUGUUGUGAACACGUAUUUAUGCAUUUCAGGUACAUAAUUAGUCUGUUGUAUUAACAAACCAUUAUUUAAUUUGCAACAUUUAAAAUUAUAAAUCCAAACUGUAGUAGUGUA
Messenger RNA from Candoia aspera, 1258 nucleotides. RefSeq names its product retinol binding protein 4 (gene RBP4). Gene Ontology annotation, biological process: retinol transport. The record is from RefSeq and is a predicted model, not a curated record. The transcript has 5 exons. Bases 358 to 963 code for a protein of 201 amino acids. NCBI's taxonomy places the organism in Eukaryota, Metazoa, Chordata, Lepidosauria, Squamata, Candoiidae. Gene Ontology annotation, molecular function: retinol transmembrane transporter activity; retinol binding.